Molecule: messenger RNA, 1128 nt
Organism: Penicillium olsonii
Lineage: Eukaryota; Fungi; Ascomycota; Eurotiomycetes; Eurotiales; Aspergillaceae
Source: the annotation of a GenBank genome assembly
AUGUUCGGUACAGUCCCAUCAUCAGUCUCAUCAAUGAUGGCAUACGCUGACAUCGAACCGAAAAGCCUUGGAAACUCCGGCCUCAAGAUCUCCAAGAUCAUCUUGGGAACAAUGGGCUACGGCAGCAAGCAAUGGCAAGACUGGGUUCUGGACGAAGAAGACUCAUUGCCUCUGAUCGAGCACGCCUAUAAGUUGGGUAUCAACACCUGGGAUACAGUAAGUACGGUCAUUUAUCGGUCAACAAAUGCUAAGAUCCAUGAUCAGGCCGAUGUCUACUCCCACGGAAAGUCCGAGGAAGUGGUCGGAAAAGCCCUGAAGAAAUACAACAUUCCCCGCAACCGCGUGGUCAUUCUGACCAAGUGCUUCUUCGGCGUCGACGACGAGGGCAAGUUCCCACCCAUCUCGGCCUCUGCCACCAACGACGGCCCCUUCGUCAACCGCACCGGACUGUCCCGGAAGCACAUCUUCGACGCAGUCGACGCAAGCGUCGAGCGUCUAGGCACAUACAUCGAUGUAUUGCAAAUCCACCGAUUGGACCGUGAGACUCCCAGAGAAGAGAUCAUGAAAGCGCUCAACGAUGUCGUCGAAAGCGGCAAAGUCCGAUACCUCGGAGCCAGCUCGAUGGCAGCAUGGGAAUUCCAAACCCUCCAAAACAUCGCCGAGCGCAACGGCUGGCACAAGUUCAUCGCCAUGCAAAACUUCCACAACCUAAUCUUCCGCGAAGAGGAACGCGAAAUGAUCCCCUACUGCCAGGACUCAGGCGUAGGCGUGAUUCCCUGGUCCCCAAUUGCGCGAGGCGCACUCGCCCGCCCAUGGGGGUCCCGCGGAACAGUUCGCGAGAACAGCGAUGGUGCACUGAAGAUGUUUGUGCGCAGUCGCGAGUCCGAGGCCGAUAAGGCUAUUAUUGAUCGUGUGGAAGAGAUUGCUAAGAAGAAGGGCGUUAGCAUGGCGCAGGUCUCUAUUGCUUGGUCGUUGACGCAUCCUGGUAUUAAUCCUAUUGUGGGACUUCAUAGCAUUGAUCGGAUUGAUGAGGCGGUUGCUGCUACUAAGGUGCAGCUUUCUGCGGAGGAAAUCAAGUAUCUUGAGGAGCCUUAUGUUCCAAAGGCUGUUACUGCUCUUGAGCGGUAG